Molecule: messenger RNA, 1077 nt
Organism: Protomyces lactucae-debilis
Lineage: Eukaryota; Fungi; Ascomycota; Taphrinomycetes; Taphrinales; Protomycetaceae
Product: P-loop containing nucleoside triphosphate hydrolase protein
Exons: 1
Coding region: 1-1077 (358 amino acids)
Biological process (GO): DNA repair; DNA-templated DNA replication
Cellular component (GO): DNA replication factor C complex; nucleus
Molecular function (GO): DNA clamp loader activity; ATP binding; DNA binding
Source: RefSeq, a predicted model, not a curated record
AUGCUCGGCGCGAAAAAGGUCGCCAAGGCACCGCAGGAGAAUACACAGAUAUGGGUAGAGAAGUACCGGCCAAAGACCCUUGAUCAAGUCAGCUCACAGGAGCACACGGUGGCGGUCCUCAAGAAGACACUCUUGCACGCAAAUAUGGCACACAUGCUCUUUUAUGGUCCGCCAGGAACGGGCAAGACAUCGACCAUCUUGGCCCUUGCAAAAGAGCUUUACGGGCCCGAAAUGUUCAAGAGCAGAGUACUCGAGCUCAAUGCAUCCGACGAGCGUGGUAUCGCCAUUGUUAGAGAAAAGGUCAAGAACUUUGCCAAGACGGCCGUCACAGCAGAUCAGACCCAAGGCGGCUACCCGUGCCCACCAUACAAAAUCAUCAUCCUAGAUGAAGCCGAUUCCAUGACACAGGAUGCUCAAUCUGCGCUGAGGCGGACCAUGGAGCAGUAUUCCAAGAUUACACGCUUCUGCCUCAUCUGCAACUAUGUCACGCGCAUCAUUGAGCCGCUCGCCUCGCGUUGCAGCAAGUUCAGAUUUAAACCGCUCGACGCAUCCGACACCGUGUCGCGGCUCAAGUACAUCGCCGAGCAGGAAAAGGUGACGUACGAAGAUGGCGUACUCGAAGCACUCAACAAGACGUGCGAGGGUGACUUGCGCAAAGCCAUCACUUAUAUGCAGUCUGCAGCCAAGUUGCAUCGUUCCCUGCUGAGCACGACAAUUGAUUUGGACGGAGACACAACACUCAAUCUCGAUGCUAAGAUUACGCUCGAUUCUAUUGCAGAAAUCGCCGGGACUGUACCAGAGGGAGUCGUACAGAGCUUAUUACGGGCGUGCAAGGAGAAGCAAGCGUUCGGUGCUCUCAAUAAGCUGACGAAGGAGGCCGUCGCGGAAGGCUACAAUGCAAUUCAAAUCAUGAGCCAAUUGCAUGACUUGGUGGUGGAGGACGAGCACAUCACGAAUCAGCAAAAGAAUGCGAUACUCAUGUACUUGAGCUUGACGGACAAACGGCUCAAUGAUGGCGCAGACGAGCACCUGCAAAUUCUCGAUAUGUUGACAACGAUGCGAUCCAUCAUGCGCUGA